AUGAAGUCUCUCAUGGUGAAAUCGAAGUCAAACAGGGAUAAAUGUGGCUUUACUGGGGCGUAUUUGACGAGCACCAGAGGAAAGAGGAAAGAGAAGGAGGAAGACUCUGUUUGUACAGCCACCGACAAGGAAAUUCCCAAAUCGUCACGUCUGACUGGAUAUGCGUACGACUGGAGAGUACCGAGAGAUGAAUUUGUUGUGGAGAAUGAAAAUGCGGCAACACGUCUGGUCAAAAAUGCAUUUGGUGGAAGCAACACCGACUUGUUCUGCGGCAUGUUGAGUCUGCAAUCCCUAGACUCUAAACAAGCGUGA
Penicillium angulare is the source of this 312-nucleotide messenger RNA. RefSeq lists its product as uncharacterized. The record is from RefSeq and is a predicted model, not a curated record. The transcript is spliced from 2 exons. The coding region runs from base 1 to 312 and encodes 103 amino acids. Lineage: Eukaryota; Fungi; Ascomycota; Eurotiomycetes; Eurotiales; Aspergillaceae.